This is a messenger RNA of Hippocampus zosterae (dwarf seahorse), 9200 nucleotides long. Its product is annotated as F-box only protein 33. Gene Ontology annotation, cellular component: SCF ubiquitin ligase complex. Gene Ontology annotation, biological process: SCF-dependent proteasomal ubiquitin-dependent protein catabolic process; positive regulation of protein ubiquitination. Gene Ontology annotation, molecular function: protein binding. The transcript has 6 exons. The coding region runs from base 310 to 1782 and encodes 490 amino acids. Lineage: Eukaryota; Metazoa; Chordata; Actinopteri; Syngnathiformes; Syngnathidae. The record is from RefSeq and is a predicted model, not a curated record.
UCAGACGUACACUCGCCGACUUGCAACACUGGUAUGAAAAUACAUUUAACACAUCAACACGUUUAGAAAAUAGCAAUUCAAUCGGCUUCCCAGUUUAUGCAGGCUGCAGUGUGCGUCGUUGGUAUCUUGUUCCCCUGUAGCUAAAGGAAGUGGUGCAGUCCGAUACUAUUGAAGGCAAAAACUGGGAAGCGGUUUUUUUCAGCUAGGAUAGAACGUUGCAGAUAGCUUGCACUGCGGAACCAAAUUCUAGUGAGAUUGUGGCUGUUCAAUAUUCCGCUUGCUUUCCUUUAAACGGCGUCGUUGCUUGCCAUGGCUCUGUGCGGUGGUGUUGGAGCCAUGGCUUUACCAAGCGAACUAAUCGUCCACAUCUUCUCCUUUCUCUCCGACCGAGACAAGCUGCGGGCCUCGUCCGUUUGUUUGCGAUGGAGGGAGUGUCUGUUCUAUCCCACACUGUGGACCAAACUCAAACUCCGGAUAGGCAGCGACGCAACCUCUGAGGAGUCUUUGAGGUUAGAGUUCCUCAUGCGGAAGUUCGGCGCUUUCGUGCGAGAACUGCAGCUGGAACUCGCUCCCGCAAUAGUCAGCCCCAGUUCCCUCAACAACGAGCCGCCCUCCACUAGAGUGGACCGAUCCCCAAGUCCGGACAACGACCUGCGGCCGUCCAAGCGAAGCAGAGACGCAAUGGCAACCUACUUAGACCACGCAUUGUGCGUGCUCACCAACAUCCGCAACAACAGGAACCUGCAGAAGCUGCGUCUGUAUGCCGACACAAGUAUGUUCCACUAUGACAGACUCUUGGACAACUCCAACCUAUACCAGAUUCACGAGGGCCACAAGAAAAUCAACGAGAUACAGCGUUUGUUCAGGGAGUUGUUGUCUCACAGCAGACAGCUGAGGUGGUUGUCGUGUAGCUUUAUACUUGGUCUGUUGACUCCCUCCUCCUUAGCAUGCCUAUCGAAUCCUUCCUCCGAGACCCUGCGGCACCUCAGUUUGGUGGACCACCUGCAUGGUCCACUCAUCUCACCAUCUGAGGUGGACCGCCUGUCUUCUCUUCAUUCUCUGGCUCUUGAUUUCUCUGAUAUGACUUCUGAGCUUUGUCGUCUGUUGGCAUCGCCCCACCGCACUCCGCUGCAUCGUCUCUCCCUGAUGCUCGAAGGCACCUUUGAGGUCAAGCCUUUAGAAGGGACAGCCACAGAUGAUGAUUGGAAGGCACUGGUACGAGUGAGUGCCAACCUGCGAGUGUACAUCAUGGUCCUGGAGGUCAGCAGCUCAGAGCUCCUCAGAGUGCUCAAGCCAAGCCUUCCACUGGAGCGCAUCCACCUGGAGAGUAAUUACAAGACACUCGUGACCGACGCCACCCUGGAGCUCAUCGCUCAGCAAUACAACAAAACGCUGACGCACUUACUUUUAUUGAGUGGUGACCCCGACUACCCGGACCUCAGUGUCAAUCGCAAUGAAGAUCCAUUGGUCCUCUUGGCUUGGAGGUGUACUCAACUGGCUGUGCUUGUCAUUCACGGCUACACCGUGUGGCAUCAUAACUUGGUGGCAAUCGCUCGGCUGCGGGGACCAAGUCUUCGUGUCCUGACUGUGACUGACGAGUCCAUCGACUGUGAUCUGAACCAGCCGGUCUAUCCGGAAGGCAAUCCGAUUGAGGACAUGCUCAAAGAGGUUUCGCUGGGUCUUGGCCGAGCGUGGCACCCAUGUUUGGAUUACAGCGUUGUUUUGAUCGAGCCCACCCAGCACUUCCAUCAAGAGCUGCAUGCCUUCAGCAUGGGCAUUUAGGCAAAGGAUAUCCAGUCCUGAAAAACCACAGCCUGAGCUCGACCAAGGCCAGGCCAGACUAACCAAGUGCACAUCAGCGCUCACCACGCUGCGCCAAUCUAAUCUCAAUUUGAACCAAGGAAAACCGGAUAAUUCCCAGGACAAAUCAUGCCGUUCGCGUGACAUACAAAGCAAAUCGUCAUUUCCACACAGAUUUCUGGUACCUGUACAAGGUCUCGGGUCUUCAAUUUCAAACUAACAUUUUAAUAGCCUGAUGCAUUCGGAGUUAUAAUGGUCGGGGCAGUUCAAGUUGUGGGCUUAGGAAUGGGUCAUUGCUUUCCUGUCUGAUUGGGCCCAUUCUGGCCUGGUCUUGCUCAACGGCACGAAACGUUUUUCCAAAACCCGGCUCAUGUCAUAAACCCUAGAGCCACUGGAUGUUGUUUUAAAAUACCUUCUUUCUCCUGCUCCCAGGUAGAACAGACGGGGGAGGAUGCUUGAUUAAUAUGUCUCAGAAAAUUAGUGGGAAAAUACUUUGUGUAUGUGUGCUCAGAUCCAAGCGAAUUAGCGUUAGUUUUUCAAGUUUUUAUUCUGAUUCUAUUUUUUUUUUACAUUGUCGUUUUGUCUGUUAUCUGCUCUGACGAAAGUUGUUCAUGUACCGAUCAGUUCCCGGGUAACAGCCUUUUACUAAGUGGAAUAACUUCAGCAGCAAAAAAAAUAUUACUAAUUAAAUGACUGUCGAAUAGUUUUCAGCAUAGUCUUGUCCGUGCCACGCCUCUUCAGGUGAUUGGCCAACUUGCAAGAGUUGCUUUUCACGUGGAAAUGGCUCAACUUUAAAGGUGGUGUCAUGGAAAUCCUUGGUACGCGUUUGCCUGCAGCACACGUUCCACCCUAGCGACAUUUAUUUCAAAACUUCCCCAGUCGUCAAAACGAGGGAGUCUUGUCUUCCGGUCGGUGCUCAUGGCAAAAAUCAGCGUCUGAGAGAGCAUACCCACUGUUUAUUUACUUUAUUUAUUUAUUUUUUUAAUUCGUGAUCAGCAGGCAGUUAUUCACUUUUCUUACUAAUUUAAUUGGCUUGUCUCCUUGAGUUCAAGACCUUUAUCCCCAUGUGGGUAUUUGUACGUGCUACUAUGGAAGCAACGGAAAGGCUCCAUAACAGCAAGCACGCAAUAAAUGAAUAGCAAAGCGCAAAAUGUUGCGUGAAAACGAUUAUUCCUUCCCCACAUCAGCGAUUGAGAACUAUGUCGGUCUCUGACAAGAUUUGUCUCAAGUCAAAGCGUUACAAAGAUGGCGAAAUAGCAUCGCUAGCUUGUAGGAUCGCCCGGAGUGCGAUUAAGUACGUCUGUUGGACAAUCAGACGAUUGUUUUGUGCAACGCAGUUCAGAAAGGUUUUCACAAUAGCUCAUUUUGCGGUACAACUCCGAGAGGAUUGAGGGGGGAAAAAACAGUUGAGCAUUGUCGAAUGAACUCUUGUAUGAGGAAAAGAAAAAACAAUGCACAAUGUAGUUUGGAGUGCGAUGGCUCAUGACUGUGUUGGCAAGUUUUGUGUUAGUCUCAGGUAAAGCUUUUAACAACCCUUUUGCUGUGACGCAAGUGUAGAUUAAUGUCGAUAAGUGUGUGUGGAAACAAUCACAGUUCUCGCAGAUCUUUUUACUUUGAAGAUCCUCUUGAGUCACAGUUGCCUUGGAGACCAUCCCCGUUUGCCAGAAGUGGUUAUUUAUUGCGCCGAUGAUUUCUUUUUGACAUCCGACGAGCACUCCGAUAUCGGUAGAUUUGUUAGAGAACCUAAGCAUACAUUUGUUUUCAACGCGUUGGGUUCAUAAAGGAAGAGGAUUCUGUCACCAGUAGAUGGAAGUAACAGCUACCGUGUUUGGGAAUCCAUGCUGUGAGUGGAUGGCCUACUCCUGUCAGAACUGAAUGUAGUCCUCUUUUGGGGCAAUGUUGAUCAUGUGCGCGAUCCGGCAUUCCACACUGAAUUAUGUCCGUUUUGUCCCCGAGCAAAUCCAACAAACGUAUAUGUUGUACUAGUCGGGGUUUCCAGACCCAGAAUGGUUUCCUUCUCUCGGUCAGGUCAGUCCUGUACGGCACCGGGGUUUACGUGAAGGCUUUUUUCUGACCGCAUGGUUGCAGGUUAUUUCACUGAUCUGUCGAUGGGCAGAGAGUUUCCUUCCCCAGAUGGCUUUAGCGCCUUGAUUGGUGUACCCAUCAUGGCUUGCAUUGUCCAUGGCUUGCAUUGUCAAAUACGAAGAUCCAUAUCAAGAUCUGUUGCGUUUAUGUGGUAAAGUUGUCUGCAGUCAGCGCAUGGGCAGAUGUGCUGUCGCUUGUUUGGGGAGUGACUGAGAUACUGGCUGUCAGUAAUUUGUCAGAUGAUAAUGGGACCAUGAUGGUUUAGCCAUGAUAAUCUCUUGUUCUUGGUCCGUAUCUCAGGAUUGUUGCACUUUGGGUAUCAAGAUUUUUAUCGUUUUUAUUUUUUGGGCUUCUGGAUAGAGAAGCUUGUGAAUACUGAAUGGAGCUGAGCACGAGUAGCAAAACACCUGUUGACCGGAAAAUGAAUAGAUGAGUAUUGUAUUUGGCAGUUUCGGUGUUCUUACAAGGGUGUACAGUACUGGGGCUGGGAAAUUAAAAGCAAUUUAUACAUUUAUAAACUAUCUUUAUUUAUCACAGUAAUCUCAAUUUUAAGGCCUAAUUUGAUAAACAAAUGUCUUUUAUGAAUUCCAACAUUUCCACUUUGACCCGCCCAGGGAUUUUGUGUUUCCUCUAUGUACUAAAGUCACUGCUUCCUUUGCAGAGUCAUUGCCAAGAGUAGAGCUACUGCAAAGUAGUCAUUGGGGUAGGGUUUUGAUUGGAUAACUUGAUUAUCGUAUCGGACUUGUAUUCAGUUGUUGUUGUUUUUUUUUAAAUAGCUGAGACAGUUUUGAAAAAGAAUCGAUAGAAAAAUAACUCCAACAAAACAAGUUAUUUCUGUCACUACAAAUAUGUUUGUCACAUAGAAGUAUUCUAAGAUAGAUAACAAUCCCGCAGAGGAAGAUGUAGUUCCAAAUACCUGUCUUUGAAAGCUAAAAGCUUCUUCUUUUUUUUCCACUUGCAACUCUCCUUUUCUCGCUCAUGUGAUUUGCCCAGUAGAAACGGAGUAAAGUGUGUGUGCGCGUCCCCGUAUAAUAGUACUGUAUAUGUUUUGUCUUGUGUGUACAGUGUGUCGUUAGCUUGCUCAUGCUCAGUCAACCUCGCAUGUCAUACAGCAGGAAUGCCGAAAAAGUAGAAAGUAGCUCUCAGGGUACAAUCUGUUAUCUACGAAGGAGGGAUAAAAAUAAUCGCUCAGGCCUCUAGUUUGCUCAUGAAACUAGUAGAGUAGUCACAACUGUGAUGUUAAUACUGCCAAAGACCAUAAUGGAGCAAAAUGUGUCAAUGACUUUUGAAGUGCCCGAAACGUCACACACACUGGCAGCAAGCUGGUCCAAUAGUUUUGCUUUUAAAGUUCACAUUCAAUUUUUUUUUUUUUUUUUGUAAUUUUUGCCAUGUCGUUGUGUUUCUUGGCCGCAAGCUUUUCCCUGUGAGAAAUACUAGAAGUUUGUGUGUCUCAAGCAUGUUUGGAGCUUUUAUUGUUGGAGGGAAAAUGAAGAAAGCAGGCGGAGCACAUGUGAGGGGAAAAAAUAAAUCCUCCCAAUGUUGUUGGCUACUGUUUUAAUUUGUUUUAACAUGACGAAUACUAGUGGGAUUUCAUGAGUUCUAUUUUUAGUUAAUAUUAUUUGGGGGUCAGGGGGGGUUUAUUGGAAUCCAGCAUGUAUUUACUUCAUAAUAAUAAGUAGUAUCAUUGCUCAGCUUGAACAGACGUGUUUCUUUUCGAGCCUCACAUUAAGACUUCUAUUUAGUUUCCACCAUAUUUUUAUUCAACUCUUAAGUGCAACGAGUGAAUGUAAAGGCAAGGAGAACAACGUGGGUGACGAAACACUUUGUCCAGGAAGUACAUUUGGGACAGAGUGUAGCAUCUCAGUGAGGGGGAAAACCCUGCACUGUGGUGAAGUGAGCCAGUAUGAGAUUAAAUGCAACUAUUCCAAGCAGUGACAUUCCUUCACCAGGCGGGAACUGGAAGUUUUCUGGCCUCUCGACCGCGGCGUGCGUGAUUUGAAAUGUAUUCGAUCAAGCCUGUCGUCACCUUGGUCUAAAGUGUUGAGCAGUCUGAUCUAGGAAUGUGAUACCAUUCCAACAUGAGUGACUCUCAGGACACCUUACUGACAUGAGAGCUGACAGCAAGAUUUCCAGCCUGCACGCAAAUUAAUGUGAUAGAGAUCCAACUAGGUAAACUAUAUAAAUAUAUAUUUUUACAUGUAUAAAUAUGCCCACCAAAGCAGGUGUGUUUACAAAGAUGAUGAUGCAGCUUGUUCUUAUUAACCUGCUAUAAAAUAAAGCCCAAUGUGGUUUUGUUGUGUUUUGGUGCCAGUCUUGCUGGUGUCACCCACAAGAGCAAAACACCAGCAUCAAAACAAAACGGCCAACAUUCGAACAGCCAAACCUUUGGUCACCGGGCCACCAGCUCGAGCAACGGAGCUGAAGCAACCCAGCAAGACCAACGUACUGUUGUUACCCUGCUGGUAGCAGGCGCUUCUUGGCACUUUUUUUUUUCUUUUGUUGCUCGUGGGUGACAUUGGCAAGACCAGCACGAAAACGUAACAAAACCAUGCUGGUCUUGUUGGACUUUUUAGUGGGGCUGUCAAAAACCAGAGAAAAAUCUGGACUUACCAGGGUGAACCUGCGAUGUCUCGAGACACACAUUAGCAGGCCAAGUGAUGAAAUGAAUGCAUGACUUGCUGGCCAUUUCAGGAUAUUUUGUGUCCGGAACACAAACCCUCAAAAUUGACAAAGCAGUGUACGAAAACUGCUGAAAGUCAUCAGCCAAGCUUUUAUACACCCAACUUUGAGGAAGCUGGUUUUCAUAUUUCGUCCAGGUAUUGAUUCCUUGCACACACACAGUCACCCCAUGUAUCAAUCAGCGUCACCCAAUUCACUCAAUUUUGUUGGUUCUGUGCUUUAUGCAAAUAGAAAGGUCAUAGUGAAGUAAUGCGGCUUGUUGGGUAAUUCUGUUUUAGACAGCUUGCCUCAAAAGCUGUUAUGAAACUUGCUAUUGGAACUUUUAAAAAAACCAUCACAUCUGGGUUUGUCUUACCAGGACCGCACAUAUCGCGGGUUUGAUUAAAUGGGUCAAUUCCAACACUUUCAGGCUCAACCCGUGGUCAUGGGGAGGGGUGUUUUGUUUGUGUGUUAUUGUAGUACCAAAGCAACAGACUGCAACAGUCCAAUAACCACUGGAGGCCGCAGUCAGUUUCCUUCCACUUUGGAUCAUCAUCACUCCAGGGUAAUGACUGUUCCUAGCGUUACCUCUCAGGAUAUUCUCAACAUGUCGGAAACCGGUCUUACUGAAGUCCCACGUUCUUCUGUAUGCGUUGAUGACAAUAGGCAGUGUUUCCUCAUCAGUUUAAGCUGACGGAUAAUUCCUGUGUUUUUCCUUCCGCUGUAAACUACUACCAUUAAAUGCAUGACUCGGAAUGGGCUGGACUCUGGAUGGCUGUAUUCUUGGAAAUACUUUUUUUUUUUUCGUUACACACUGCAUGUUCAUCGCACCGGUUAUGGUCAGUCUACAUUUCGUCACAGCCACACGAAGAGCCUUAGAAGACAUCACAGGUUCUCAUGUUCAACAAUUUUAACGUUUUAAAGUUUUCCAACCUCUGCUUGUUUUUGCUCCAUCUUGUGAGUGUCUGUGGUGACGCACCUCGCUCUCGAGAAAACAUAAGCGGGUAACAAGUUGUCGAUGGCAAAACUGGCCAAAGUGGUGGUCAUCACCAAAAUGACAAAUGUAGCUCUUGGCUGUCCCAUGAGAUGAGAAACGGUCAGUCUUGGCAAACCGUCUUCAAUGCAAUCUUAAUGACUGCGGCGCUGAUGUUUCGAGAUGUUCUUGUCAAGUCUGAAGAGCCAAAGGUGCUAUUUCAACAGGCAGACGCCCAGGCCUCACAACUAUGCAAGAGUUGUGAGAAGAAUGCAUGUAAUUCACACUUUUUGUUUUUGUUCCAGUUCCUCGCAGUCACACCGAAAUGAGGUCAGAAGACGAUAAGGACUUGCAAUGUCACUCGGCCUUAUGAUGAUUUCAGAAAUUGUAUUGUUUCCUUUAUAAGAUCUUAAGAUUCUGGUAAGCCAGCCAAGCGGAAGCAGCGGUGACGGCAGGCCCACUCUUGGUCUCUGUGAGACUGGCUCGAUGGCCCCAGUUUUAUCGUGGUACGAAUGUUGUGCAUUUGUUGAAAAUCAGUACAGUUUGCAAUAACAGUAGUAACUAUAGCAGUGCCGAUAGAAAACCACAGAGGGAUGGAUGGAGAUAUAUAUAUGCGCACGCGCACACACAUAUAUACUAUUGCAUGAAUACAUGUCUAGGUAAUGAAUAUGAAAUCAUCCAGACUUUGUACAUCAGCAAUUGUUUUGGUGUGUGUUUUGCAAAAAUGGUCUGAAAAUUACUGUUGAAUAUUCUGACAGUCAAAUUUCUGUGCAUUUGUUUACGGUGUGGACUUAACCAUGGCUUUGAACAUUUACGUCAGCAAUGGGGAUGUAAUGAUACCGAAACUUCACAAUACAGCAAUUAUCACAAUAUUGCGGCCAUGAUUUUAAAAAAGGAAAGAAAAAAAAAGCUCACAACAACGGUAUAAAUGAUCAUUUUUAAAAAAUCAUGGUAUUGGGGGGAAAAAGCACAAUGUUGUGUUUUUGUUCAUGACACCAGUGAUUAAAAAAAUAAGGUUUGCCAGUCAUUUUAUUAUCAUGAGUCUACGGAGUUCACAAUGCUUUGUCUCAAGCAGGCGAAAAGUGUUUUUGUGCUGCUUUCAAUGUGGCAGGUUUGUAACAUGGCAAUGGUGAUAUUGCCCUUAUUGUUACAUCCCUAGUUAGCAAGUGAUCAAUGUUUGCCCAAACCACAGCGGGGAAAGAUUCCAACGUGUUAAAUUACUUCACGAAAUGAUUUCCUUUUCAUGUCUUGUUUUUGAAGCAGAAUACAAGUUGCUCAAAAACUUGAUUUACCAAUAACUAAUACAAGGACAAAUAUAGCACAUUUUUCAAAAAAGUGUAAAUCUUCUGCUUAGUACAGUAUCUCUUUAGAAAACUGCUGUUAAGAUACUGUCAAAUCAUUUCAAACUUGUGAUUAAAAUCAUUUAGGCUCAGACUGCCAAAUAUUCCUUAUGUGGCCUGUCCAUAAUUGAGCUCUGCAAUUAUAACGUCUUAUGUUGCUCAAUGAAACCGGCAUUGCUCCACAGUGUUUGUGUGUUGGCGGUGGAGUGUUCAUACAAGCCCAGCCACAUGAAAAAUCUCAUCAAUCAGUAAGCAUUAGGGGUGAAAUUGCUUGAACGUUUUGAAAUUUGUCUUGAAUCAAUGCUGCUUAUUUUAGUCAGUGAAUAAAAGCAUUGAAAAGUUAA